UUUACUUUUUGUUGACUUGUGAGUGUUCUGGUCUUCUUCUACUUGCUUUAAUGGAGGAAUCAAUUUACUAUUUAAAAUCUUACACUGAUCAAAACCCAACUCAUCAAUUUCUUCUUUCCUUUCUCUCGUGAAAUUCUGACAUACCCUUUUUCUCACCGUUGUUGAAUACUAAUGGAGGUGGCCAACAAUCCCUUUUCCGUUGUCGUUUUGGAAGUCGGGAUGCAUUGUGAGAGCUGCGCUUCUAAAGUUGUGGAAUGUGCUCGACGCCUCAAAGGUGUAGAGAAUGUGAUGGUAGACAUAGAUUCGAACAAGUUGACAGUGGUAGGUGAGGUGGAUCCUUCGCAGAUUCAAGAAGAGCUAAGCCGCAAGACCAAUAAGAAGGUCGAUGUUGUCUCUUCUCAUCACAGGAUAGAUGAUAAUGGCGCCAUUGCUGACAAGAACAAGGAAGACAAGAAAUCUAUUCGUGAGGAAAACUCAGACGUUGAUAAGAAACAACCGAAACAGGCUUUGGAGACAACAGUAGUAGUUCUCAAGUUAGGACAUUACUGUCAGGGAUGUUGCCCAAAGAUUCACAAGAUAGUCCAGGAGACAAAGGGUGUGCAAGAGAUGGCACUAGAUGAAGAGAAUGAAACGAUAACGGUCAAAGGGACCAUGGAUGUGAAGGUGUUGUUGGAGAAACUGAAUAGACCUGUUCACAUCUUGUCGCUUAAGAAAGAGAAAUACAGCAAUGGCGGCGAUAAAGACAGCAAGACUGGCAAUGAUGACAGAAAGAAGAAGAAAGGAAGUGCACAAGAGAAUGGGAAUCAUGAUACUGAAAUGAAAGGGAGCCUAUUGGAGUUGAAACCAAUAGAAGCUCCAGCAAUAAUGGCAGUUUUCAAGGUGCCACUCCACUGUGAUGGAUGCAUAGGGAGAAUUCGGAAAAUUAUCCGUAAAAUUAGAGGGGUACAGGAGGUGAGAAUUAACAAGGAGGAGGAAACUGUAACUGUCAAAGCAACCAUUGAUGUGAAUAUCUUAACUGAAACCAUGAAGAAGAGAUUGAAGAAACUUGUAGAGGAGAGGAAAAUAGAGAUAAAAAAGGAGGCAGAACUAGUGGUGAAAAGUACAAGCCAAUAUUCAUUUCGAAAGCAAGAUCACAAGCAAGAAAUUGUGCCAUCUACAGCUCUUCAACUUGCUGAGCAGCAAGAAGAAAUUAUCGAAAUAAUUUAUGUUCAGGACUCCAAUGAUGGCAGGGACCAGAACCAAAGUUUGGUUAGCUCACCAGAUGCUCACACUAAACUUGAUUCGGAAAUUGGAAAGAGCACACCUAAUACUGAAACUGCAGAGUGGGCUUUUAUACUCGCUAGCUUAUUUCUAGAGGUUGUCUCGGCUGUUCUAGACCAACUGGGUUAUCUUAAGGCAAGCAUGGUACUAUCAUUUGUAGCUUUACUUCUUUGUACGAUUGAUCUGGUCCUCUCAGCUCGAAGAGAUUUAGGCCUCUGUUUAUCAGGUACUGUUCACGGGUACUGUUCACGAGUAUUGUUCAUCGAGUACCGUUUACGAGUACUGUUCAUAAGUAUUGUUCACGGGUACUGUUCUUCUGAUCCUUUGUUUAUUUUGGGUUGGUUGGCCUUAUAGCUGAAGUUAAAACCACCGUAACUGAUGUGAUUUUUGUGAUGACUAAAAUCACGGAACACAAAUUAAAUAGAUCUAAUUUUUUGGAUUGGAGUAAGACUAUCCGUAUUUAUUUACAAAAUAUUGAAAUGGUUGAUCAUCUUACCAAGGAUCUUCCAACUGAUGAAACUCGUAGAGAUUGGAUGAGGGAUGAUGCUUGUUUAUUUCUGCAGAUUCGAAAUUCUAUUUAUAGUGAGGUGAUUAGUCUUAUUAAUCACUGUGAAUUUAUUAAAGAAUUAAUGGAGUAUUUGGAAUUUCUAUAUUCUGGCAAAUGGAAUAUUUUCCAUAUUUAUGAUGUGUGUGAGGCGUUUUAUUGAGCUGAGAAAAUGUGAUCUCCCGUUCUAGUGUUAAACUUGAAUGUCGAGCCAUGACACAAGCCGUUUGUGAAGUCUUGUGGAUACAUCAACUAUUAGAAGAAGUUGGAUUCACAAAUACGGUGCCUGCUAAGUUGUGGUGUGAUAAUUAAGCAGCUAUCCACAUUGCCUUCAGUCCAAUAUUUCACGAGAGGACUAAACACAUCGAGAUUGAUUAUCAUUUUGUUCGUAAAAAGAUUCAACAAAGGAUAAUAGCAACAGGACAUAUUUGAACGAGAACACAAUUAGGAGAUAUUUUCACUAGAGCUCUAAAUGGGGCUUGAGUUGAUUAUAUAUGUAACAAGUUGGGCAUGAUUAACAUUUAUACUCCAACUUGAGGGGAGUGUUAUAGGUUAUAGGAGGUAAA
This is a messenger RNA of Manihot esculenta (cassava), 2370 nucleotides long. Its product is annotated as heavy metal-associated isoprenylated plant protein 7. The transcript is spliced from 7 exons. The coding region runs from base 172 to 1614 and encodes 480 amino acids. The record is from RefSeq and is a predicted model, not a curated record. NCBI's taxonomy places the organism in Eukaryota, Viridiplantae, Streptophyta, Magnoliopsida, Malpighiales, Euphorbiaceae. Gene Ontology annotation, molecular function: metal ion binding.